Molecule: messenger RNA, 1945 nt
Organism: Ostrinia nubilalis (European corn borer)
Lineage: Eukaryota; Metazoa; Arthropoda; Insecta; Lepidoptera; Crambidae
Product: Krueppel-like factor luna
Exons: 5
Coding region: 81-872 (263 amino acids)
Biological process (GO): regulation of transcription by RNA polymerase II
Molecular function (GO): DNA-binding transcription factor activity, RNA polymerase II-specific; RNA polymerase II cis-regulatory region sequence-specific DNA binding
Source: RefSeq, a predicted model, not a curated record
CAGUUGUACGCGUACUCUCGCGAGUGUGAUACGCGCGCGCUGUGUCUUAAAAAAUUCGGUCGGCGGCACAUGUAAGCGCAAUGGAUGUUCUGCCGAGCGGUAACCUAUUCCGCGAGUUGCAGGAUGUGACAGAUACUGGAUAUUUCGAGUGGAAGCUGUCCCUGGAGGACUACUGGCAACAGACAUGCUACGAGAUGGAGCGAUAUCUUCGUGAGGAACCUCGCGGGAAGAGGCGCGAGCCGUCUCACGAGGAGGAGUGGGCUGCUUCGGCCGCCUCUUGCCCGCCCUCCCCGCCGUCGCCCCCGUCUCCCCCAUCACCCCAGCCAAUGCUGUUCACCGUGACUGCUGUGAAGAGUGAACCGCCGAGCGACUCUGAAGAACCGAGAGAUGCAGGAAUGGAGCUGAUGUCCGCGGAAGGGGGCCUGCUCAUGGCAGAGACCAGCUAUGCCUUCCCUGACGACUACCCUCGGUUCACCAUCACGGCUGUCAAGAGCGAGCCGCCUAGCGAGGAGGAUGAGCGAGAGGAGCCACCGAGCCCGGCCCCGGCCCGUCGGGCUCACGCGCCGCGUCAUCACCCACACCCGCAUGCGCACGCGACUGACCCGCGCCGUCGCGUCCACCGCUGCGAGUUCCCAGCUUGCGACAAAGUCUACACCAAAAGCUCGCACCUGAAGGCGCAUAAGCGGACGCAUACUGGGGAGAAGCCGUACAAGUGCUCGUGGGAAGGCUGCGAGUGGCGGUUCGCGCGCUCGGACGAGCUGACGCGGCACUACCGCAAACACACGGGCGCCAAGCCCUUCCGCUGCCGCCACUGCGACCGCUGCUUCUCGCGCUCCGACCACCUCGCGCUCCACGCCAAGCGACACGCGUAGCCAUCAAACGCACCGCCCGCCCCCAAACGGAACCGAAAACGUACCAAGCGAAACGACAAAAAAUAGGUUCCCAACAACCCGGGCCCGCGUCCAUCGCACACCCUAACCCCUUUUUGUUUGUGAGUUGUGAUCCGUGCGGUCUUGAACGUUCCUCUCGCCAGUGCCGACACGGUGGACGCGCGCCCGGCGCGGGCGGUCUCGCACCGAGCGAUGCAUGCCAAAGAAUGCCGCCGCUACACGUCGUAGCCGAGUCAACACUCAUGCACCUAAUGCUUUAAAGUUAUUUUUUAUUAUUUUUUAAUUUUUAACGAAAACGAGUUUAUCGGAAAAAUCGUAUCGAAAAUCUCUUGGAUGUUUCGGCACCGGCCUCUUUAUCGUUACGGUUCUUUGUUGCAUUAAGAGAACGAUUUAUAUUUGCCGUUGUUUAUUAUGUAAUUUUUGUAAGCUUUGUGUACAGAGAGGUUUUUUUAUGUCGUUUGGCCGCAAAGCGGCCUUGCGCCGAGAGUUGUGCCAUCGUUGGCGGAGGCGGCGGGCCCGCGCCCGCGCCGCCUGCGCCGACCUGCAUUUCAAAUCACGUGACAUAUUAUUUAUUGGAUCGCGGGAUGUUCGGCAGAUGAUCCCACCGACGCCGAGCACAAUCUUUAAUUUAGGCUUAGUAGAAUGUGCGUCGCGUUACCUGAUGUUUUGUCGAUAUUUCGAAUCAGUUCCGUUCAAAUCUUUCCACUUAGAUGUAAUAAUAAAACUUAUGGUCCAUUUCAUAUGAGCCAUAGUCAUUAUACAUCUAGUCUAGACUCAACUAGCCAUAUGGGACGAGGUGCAAUCUCUGGGCAUGUAGUAAUCAUGGUAAACGAUUAUUGCAAUUUUCUUGAAAAUUAAGUGUUCUAGUUUAUUAUUCGAAGUGAAAAGGUAUUACACAUCACAUUUAUGUACCUACGUUAUUAAGAUCUCGAGGAACAGUAAACCACAGUUCUAUUUGUAGGUGUAAGUUAUAUUUAUUAGAAAACUUUUUUCGUAUUUAAUAUGCAUUUUGUAAAGUAACUAUUUUCUUGGUUAAGAAUAAUCUACCUGUCUAG